Molecule: messenger RNA, 654 nt
Organism: Chenopodium quinoa (quinoa)
Lineage: Eukaryota; Viridiplantae; Streptophyta; Magnoliopsida; Caryophyllales; Amaranthaceae
Exons: 2
Source: RefSeq, a predicted model, not a curated record
AUGACUAGGGAUCCAAACUUUAAUUAUCACCCUAAAUGUGAAAAGCUUGGAAUUACUCAUAUCAUGUUUGCUGAUGACUUACUUCUAUUCUCUAGAGGUGAUCUCAUUUCAGUCCAACUUCUUUUUGAGGCUUUUCAGAAAUUCUCAAGUGCUUCUGGUCUUGUUGCAAACCUUGAUAAAAGUGAUGUCUAUUUUGGUGGUCUCACUGACUCUAAGCAAGAUACUUUACAGGAAGCUUUGGGGAUGAAUAAGGGAUCCUUACCUUUUAGGUAUCUUGGUGUACCUCUCUCUGCUAAAAAGCUUACCAUUUCUCAAUGCUUUAACUUAUCAAGAGUGUGCUCUUUGGAAUUCAAGCUUAUUGGGCUCAGAUUUUUGUUCUUCCAAAGAAAAAACAUCAGAGAGAUUGAGUCUAAGUUUAGAUGUUUUCUUUGGACUGGCAAUGGAAAUCCUUCCAAGAAAGCUCUGGUUGCUUGGAAGUUUAUGUCACUUCCUAAGUCUUGUGGUGGGUGGAAUAUCACUUUCCUUGAAGAUUGGAACAACGCUGCUAUUACUAAGAUUCUUUGGGAUAUUUCUCAUAAGUCUGAAAACUUAUGGGUUAAGUGGAUUCACACUUAUUACUUUGCAAAUAAAGAUUCCUGGACUACUUUUGUUCCU